This is a messenger RNA of Capsella rubella, 2515 nucleotides long. RefSeq lists its product as uncharacterized. Bases 135 to 2255 code for a protein of 706 amino acids. Lineage: Eukaryota; Viridiplantae; Streptophyta; Magnoliopsida; Brassicales; Brassicaceae. The transcript has 2 exons. Gene Ontology annotation, molecular function: zinc ion binding. The record is from RefSeq and is a predicted model, not a curated record.
UAGUAGUUGUCUUUAUCGGUGGCCAUCACCGGAGAAAUCCUUAGCGAAAGGUGAAAUUACUGAAAGAUCCAAGCUUUACUCUGCGACACCCAAUCGAAAACCCCCUGCUUUUUUUUUGAAGGUUUGUUGUGCUCAUGGCUCUGGAAACAUUCAGAGAAAAGGUUAUGGUGUUGUGUCACUUGAAUGGUUCUGUUGAGUAUGGUGCUGAUGGCGUACGCUAUGGAGGAUCUAUUCUUAAAAAGAUCACAGUUAUGCGAAAGACGGCGUUAAACACAUUGUUAGAUAGGCUUUAUGAAAUUUUUGGAUUAGAUAAGCAAAAAUUGGAGUUCAAAAUAUUUGGAAGGUACCCUGUAGUUGUUUCACCGGAUCUGUUUACGUAUGCACAUCUUCCCGUGGUGGACAACAUUAGUUUGGAAGCUAUGCUUGAGGUCUCAAGCAAUCAUCCUUCUAUAAAAAAUGUGGAAUUCUAUUUGGAAGCUAAACCAACUUCUGAUGAGGUUAUUGUUCCUGUUAUUUGUUCUUCGCCAUUGGAAAGUCCUGGUAGUUCCUCGAAAAGACAGAGAACACUAGAAAUGACGGAUAAACCUUCAAAUUCGGAUGGCUGCUUGGUUAACGUUGUCAAUUCUGGUGUUUUAAAACCGUGUCUUGUGCCCAGUCUGUGGAUUGAUGACGAUCAUGACAUGCAUUUAGGAUUGUGUUUUAAAGAUAGAGAUGAAUUGAAGAAGGCAGUGGAUUGGUGGUCUAUUAAAAGUCGUCGAAAGUAUAUAUUAAGAGAGCCUGAGAAGGACAUUUAUAAGUUUGAGUGCAUAAGGUGGAAAUGCAAGUGGUCAUUAUGCGCAACUAGAAUGGAAAAACACGGGCUUGUUGAGAUAACCAGAUAUACUGCCCCACAUACUUGUAGUCCUGAAGAUUUUAAAGCAAAGUUUGUAAAAGAUGAAAUUGAACGUGUGGUAAGGGUACAGCCAACGCUCUCAAUUGUAGAGUUGAAUAACUGGUGGAGAGAAAAAAAUGGCUAUGAGCUUGAAACCACAGAGAUGGAGGAAGCAAGAGAUGAAACUAUCAAAAGAGUCUUUGGAGAUGAGGAUCAGAGUUUCAGAGUCAUACCGAAGUUAAUGUCUGCAUUACACACUUCUAAUGGGCUGCUUGUGGACUGGCAAUAUAGUCGUUUUCCUAACACUGAAUUUGCAUCUUUCCGUGGCGUGUUUUGGGCGUUUUCACAGUCCAUUAAAGGGUUUCAACAUUGUAGACCUCUGAUCCAAGUGGAGUCCUUAGACUUAAGCGGUAAGUAUCCUAUGAAAUUGAUUGUUGCCUUGGGGGUAGAUGCAAGUAACGGUUAUUUUCCUCUUGCAUUUUCGGUUACUAAAGAACUGUCCGUUGACAUUUGGCGUUGGUUUCUCACUGCAAUCAGAGAGAAGGUAACUCAAAGGAAAGGCCUUUGCCUCAUCUCCAGUCCCCACCCCGACAUACUUGCUGUUAUUAAUGAACCAGGGUUUUUGUGGCAAGAACCCUGGGCUUAUCACAUGUUCUCUCUGGAUCAACUGUGCCGUCAUUUCCAUGACGUUUUUGUAGACCGCUACCUUGAGACUCUUUUGUACAACGCUGGAUACACGAAAAAAAAAGAUGAUUUUGAUUCAUGCAUGAAGGACAUCGAAAAGAUGAACCCAGAAGCUCGGAAGUGGUUAGACCAAUUCCUUCCACAUCAGUGGGCUCUUGCUCAUGACAGUGGUCUGAGAUAUGGAAUCAUGGAGAUAGAUCUAGAUGAUGGGUUUCCAUCUUUAGACCUCAGUGAUUAUACAACAGGGGAUAUGAUGCUUCUGUUUGAUAAGUUGAGAUCCUUGUUCGAUGAGAACCUUAGAUGGAGCUGUGCCUCUCUUAAUCGUGGGGAUGUGUACACCAGCCCUGUCAUGAUCAAGCUUGAAGAGUUCAUGAAAUCUUCCAUUACAUACGUUAUAACGCCUUUAGAGAGAGAUUCAUUUCAGGUCUCAGAGCAUUCAGAAAAGGAGAAAUGGAUUGUCCAGUUGAAUGGCUCAACCUGCACGUGUGGGGAGUUCCAAAUUUACAAGUUCCCAUGUCUGCACGCUCUAGCAGUCUGCGAGAAGCUCAAAAUCAACCCUUUGCAGUAUGUAGACGACUGUUACUCUGUUGAACGGUAUUACAAAACUUAUGCCGCCCCAUUUUCUCCUGUCCCGGAAGUUGCAGCUUGGCCUGAAGCUUCUGGAGUUCCAACAUUGUUUCCUCCUUGCCCGCCUAAUUAACACUCCAGAUAAGUCCUAACACAUAACUACUAAGAAGAAGAGCUGGAAGUUAGAUGGAUUUGAGUAAAACCGAACCCAGCAUUUUGGUGGACUGGUGAUUUUGUAGUAUCUUUUGACUUUCGGAAAGUAUGAUAAAUCCACUUCCAGUUAAUAUAACGGAGACAUGAUAGAUACAUUGCUUCUUUUUUUUUUUGUAUAUGAAAAUUAAUCCUUGUUGUUCUUGAAAACUUUUGGUGAGAUCCCCUGAACCAUUAUGAAAA